AUGACGGCCCCGGCCGAUGCAUUCCAGCAGCUUGCCGGUGUAUUCGCUUCUCGAGGCGACAAGAUCCUCGACAUCGAGAUCAUCCCGUCGAGUCUAGGCUCCCCGUUUCUCCAGGAUGGAUGUGCCAUCGGCAUCACCAAAAAGACCCUGGUGCAAGCCUACACAGUCGCCCGACAACUCUUCUCCAAAAAGCUCAUGCCUAUGACCGAGGAUGACCUGCUCGUCAGUCUCCUAGAAACCGAUUCGAGCCGGGGCAUCGCUUCAGAUCAAGUGACCACCGAGAUCAUGCUGCUCUUUGACUGCGAACACUUGACCGCGUGUAACUGGCGCAAGCGCCGACUAUUGGCUGCUCUCGUACGUAGAAAGGAUGUGCCAGGUCGAGACUCGACGUUGAUUCGGAUCUUAAAAACGGAGCUCACGCUUCUACAGAGCUAUCAAUGCUCACCACUGCAUCGACAUACCAAGUCACCAACUUUAUGGUCACAUCGGAUAUGGGUGCUGGAGCAGCUUUUGAAAAUAGAAGAGCAGAGUCCUGAAGCCUUGCUGGACCUGGAGCGCCAUGAGCUGGCCGUCGUCCUUCGCGCUGGAGAGCUACAUCCGAAGAACUAUUAUGCAUUUACCUAUAUGCGCCAGCUACACGCUCUCCUUACAAGAAGCCCGGUCGAGAAGCGGGAUUCUCCAAAUUGGUCAGCUGUGUUGGCGGCAACAUUAGUGAAUCCCGUGCUGGACUGGUGUCUUGCUAAUCCACGGGAUAUUUCUGGUUGGGUCUUUGGAAUAUACUUGCUAAGUCAUGUCCCGGACCGACAGCUUCAAGUCGAUGCGGUUGGCAGAGUGCUUCGUUUUGCACGGGAUGUCGGCUGGGAAGGCGAGAGUUUAUGGACAUUUAUUGAUCAGACGGUGCGCCAAUUUGAUCUUGAGAGCGUGGUGGACGAAGCGUUCCUCCUUGAUCAAAAGAGACGAGAACCUGUAUCCACCACCGUUGUCAAAUCCUCUUUGACGAAGUGGCCAUGGCGAGGUCGGCUGGACAGGGCCAGAGCCUAUUGGGCUGUAUAUGGAUCCAGCCAUGAUACAUAA
Messenger RNA from Penicillium subrubescens, 1074 nucleotides. RefSeq lists its product as uncharacterized. Gene Ontology annotation, molecular function: protein prenyltransferase activity. NCBI's taxonomy places the organism in Eukaryota, Fungi, Ascomycota, Eurotiomycetes, Eurotiales, Aspergillaceae. Gene Ontology annotation, biological process: protein prenylation. Gene Ontology annotation, cellular component: cytoplasm. The coding region runs from base 1 to 1074 and encodes 357 amino acids. The record is from RefSeq and is a predicted model, not a curated record. The transcript has a single exon.